Molecule: messenger RNA, 1130 nt
Organism: Dendronephthya gigantea
Lineage: Eukaryota; Metazoa; Cnidaria; Anthozoa; Malacalcyonacea; Nephtheidae
Product: diphthine methyl ester synthase-like
Exons: 8
Coding region: 116-985 (289 amino acids)
Biological process (GO): protein histidyl modification to diphthamide
Molecular function (GO): diphthine synthase activity
Source: RefSeq, a predicted model, not a curated record
UGUGCCUCUCGAAACAGAACUGACCACCACCACACCACCCCACAUAUGACAUAUCCCAUGCAAUGGAAAACAUUUUAUCACCAUAGACUCCACGAUAUUUUACUCGAAGGACGGGAUGUUGUAUUUUAUAGGAUUAGGACUAGGUGAUGCAAAAGACAUCAGUGUCAAAGGAGUUGAAGUUGUUAGGAAUGCAAAGGAAGUUUAUCUUGAGGCCUACACCUCUAUUUUAACAGUUGGAAAAGAUGUUUUGGAGAGGUUUUAUGGCCGAGAAGUUAUACUGGCAGAUCGUGAAACUGUUGAGCAGAACUCAGAUUCUAUUUUAAUGAAUGCAAAAGAUUUUGAUGUUGCUUUCCUUGUUGUUGGAGAUCCAUUUGGAGCCACAACUCACACUGAUUUAGUAUUAAGAGCAAGAAAAGAAGGAAUUGCAUACAAAGUUAUUCAUAAUGCUUCUAUAAUGAAUGCAGUUGCAUGUUGUGGACUACAGCUUUACAACUUUGGUGAGACAGUCUCUAUUGUAUUUUGGGAUGAUACCUGGAAACCCGACAGCUUUUACGAUAAGAUUGCUUUAAAUCGAAAAAACGGACUUCAUACCUUAUGCCUUCUGGAUAUUAAAAUAAAGGAACAAUCAAUUGAAAACAUGAUGAGAGGGAAUAAAGUAUUCGAACCACCCAGGUAUAUGACAGCAAAGCAAGCUGCUGAUCAGCUUCUAGAAAUUCUUAAAAACCGUGACUUCCAGGAACAGCCAUGUUACGAUGAAAAUACAUUAUGUGUUGGUUUGUCACGAGUGGGAUGCGAUGAUCAAAAUAUCGUGUGCACAACAUUGAGGAAAAUGAAAGACACUGAUAUUGGAUCACCUCUACACUCCCUUGUCAUUCCAGGAAAGAUGCACUUUUUAGAAAUUGAAAUGCUUAAACUAUUUACGGACAACAACGAUGAGGAAAUUUUAGCAAAACUGGAAGAAAUGCAAAAAGAUACGAAGCAAUAAUUAUCUUCUCUGUCUGUUCCUCGCAGAAACAGAAAUAAUUAUAUACGAAUGACAGUACAGACUACUGUGUAGAACAGACUUUUCAUUUUAAAACAUGAUGCUAAUUCAAGUCGAAGAUGAUAGAAGUAAAGAAUAACCUGAGGAU